Messenger RNA from Pediculus humanus corporis (human body louse), 300 nucleotides. RefSeq lists its product as uncharacterized. The transcript is spliced from 3 exons. The record is from RefSeq and is a predicted model, not a curated record. Bases 1 to 300 code for a protein of 99 amino acids. NCBI's taxonomy places the organism in Eukaryota, Metazoa, Arthropoda, Insecta, Psocodea, Pediculidae.
AUGGGAGUAGGAGGAGUAGAGGAGAAAAAUCCCUUUCCAGAAUUGUACCCAACGGAGCCUCCGGUAUUCGACGUUCAUUUUAUUCGAUUGAACGCGACCGUGACGAAGGCGGUUUUAUGGGGUCCGAACGGUGUCAUGGUCAUGCAUAUUCCAAAACGUUGGGGACCCUACGGAGGAUUUCAAGGUGAAAAAUGUAAAAUUUUGACGAGAGACUCUAAAAAAAAAAAAGGGACGCUAAUUAAAAAGGACAUGACCGAUUUCAACCCUUUACUACCACAUGGCCACGGCAAAAGAAUUUAA